Actinia tenebrosa (Australian red waratah sea anemone) is the source of this 2282-nucleotide messenger RNA. RefSeq lists its product as uncharacterized. The record is from RefSeq and is a predicted model, not a curated record. NCBI's taxonomy places the organism in Eukaryota, Metazoa, Cnidaria, Anthozoa, Actiniaria, Actiniidae.
UUUUGUAUUCCAACGAACUUCAUCGUCUCGAAAGCCUCCAGUAAGAGUAUACGAGACGAACAUAAAACAAGAAUUAAACGACUUGCAAUAUCGACAAAAAAUUACAAAAUGCUUAAGCUUUGCAUCGUCUGUAAUUCAAAGGUCCCCUGUUCUAACAAGAUCUGCUCAUGUGGUCAUGUUUUCUCGCCCCAGUCCAGACGCAUUUGUGGUAAGCGGUUUUCAGAGUAUCGAGUUGGCAUGAGACGUCAGUCACGUGGACUCAGUGAAAGACAACUGAAUGCUGUCAAGUUGGAGCCCAGCCCAAAGAAAAAGAACCUUUUGUUCCGCACCAGUCCUCUAACCAGUCGGCAGAGAACGCAAACGAAAGCUCAAACUAACUUUAAAAAGAAGAAAUCGAAAAGAAAUGCUAAAAGUGUUCAAAUCAUCAAAGAAAACUGUGCAGCCGCCAUGAAACUGAAAUCUGAACGCGAAAGAACAUCUCCGAAGCCUUCGCCACAAAAGACGUUACGAUUUUCUCUCGCUUUGGCUGAAAUUAACCGAAGACUGUGCGGUCAAACCUUGUUUUGGAGAAUGCUACCACAAUGAUCUGAACUAAAAACUUACCCUCCCUCCCCUCCCUCACUCUCUUGUUUGGUGCUAGAUAUCCCUUGUACGUAGAAGGCAUAAAAGAUAAAAAACGAAUUUCAGACUUUAUCAUUUGAGUGAGAAUUAUAAGAAAUACACAUGCAAAAAUGCAAAUACCACCAGUUGAAAUCAGGAUCAACAUUACUUAUUAAAUAUUACUAUUAAUAGUAAGGAAAUAAGUUAUUUAGGUAUAACACUAUAUUAUACCAUUGCAUUAUUAGUUCUUCAACUUGAUUCUGGUAUAAUGUAAAAGCCAGUGAUUCAGCUUGUUAAUAUUUUUGGCUGGACCAAAAACUAUUAUUUAUAAUGAUCUGUGUAUUUCUAAGUCAAGUUUCAUCAAUACAUGCAAAGCCAUGCUUAAAAUUUUUUUUAUCCUUGAAUGCUGACCAAAUUCGUAGCAUUUUUGAAUUUCAAAAUUUGGAUUUUAUAACUUGUAUCCCAGAAAUCAGAUUACUAAUAUUUGGCAAAUAUUUCUUGCUAUAACACAACAUAUGAAUGCCUAACAAAUUGCUCAAUAGCUAGGUCAAGCUUUAAAGCCAGAUGUAAAUGAUAUCAUAUGGCUGUACAGAGAUCAGUACUGAUUUUAUCUUCAAGUGUUGAGGUGAUAUCUUAUGAGUGAGUGCAGUGAAUGAGUAAGAUAUUCUCAAUCUGUAUCUCCAAGCAGCCAUGUAUUAUAAUAUUCUGAUUAAUGGAUAAUUAUUGAUGAAAUACAAUUUUAGUAGAUUUUCACUACUUAAUGGUAUUCCUAAGAAAUUCUUACUAAUGGUGUUUUCUUCACAUGUGAAGAUAUGACUUUUUUGUCAAAUCCAACUAGCAGUCUAUCAUCAUUGGUGCAUUCUGAUUGGAUGAGCUACUACUAGGCUAUAAGUUAUAGUGUACUAAUAGCGAAAAGUUCCAUAUUUGAAAACCAAAACAUUAAAUUUAACUUCAAUUGGGAACAUAUUUGCAUCUACAUAUUUGACUGACUAGUUGGAUUUGACUAAAACAAUUAUUCCUCUCGCUCUCAUGGCCUAUGAGUCAAUAUAGCCCAUUUGGCCUUCUGUCUCAUGCCCUAUAUACUCAUAGUCCAUUCUGCAGGCUCAAAGACUAAUUGCUAAUUAGUAUUUUACACAUGUGAAUAUAAUAAAUCUGGCGCACUCAUUGUUUACAAUUUACCUCUUAUACUGCUAUUAGUGUGCACGGGGACUCUCGUUUGUCGAUUUGUGCCGCAUGCAGAUAUGAAUAUAAUUGAGGAAAAAGCAAAACAAAACUCUCUCUUUUAUUUAUCAAAUUCACUUGUGUUAAAAAUACUAAAACAAUUAGCAAUAGACAAAAAUAAAUAUUUCAUCAAUGAUUAUAUAUUUAAUAAUGUUAUAAAUCCUGAUGAUUUUUAGUGAACCAAUGACCAGCUGAGACACCUUUGUGUACAUAGUAUAUUCUAACUAAAAUGUAUAAAGUUUUAUGUAGAAAUUAGGUGAAUCAAAUAUUUAAUGAGAAACAAUUAGUGUAGAAUAAAUAGAAGCAUUUUAUAUUAAAAAAAUACAAACAAAAUAUGUCUGAACCUUAUAAUCUUGUUUUGAAUUCUAAAGAAUGUUUAGAGACAGUAUUAAUAAGUGUGUUAAAACCAAUUCAAGCUUACUACAACUGAACAAAUAAAAUAAAAUAAUACUGAAAACUUA